Bemisia tabaci is the source of this 1122-nucleotide messenger RNA. It is a transcript of the gene Sf3a2, whose product is annotated as splicing factor 3a subunit 2. Lineage: Eukaryota; Metazoa; Arthropoda; Insecta; Hemiptera; Aleyrodidae. Gene Ontology annotation, molecular function: nucleic acid binding; zinc ion binding. Gene Ontology annotation, biological process: spliceosomal complex assembly. The record is from RefSeq and is a predicted model, not a curated record. Gene Ontology annotation, cellular component: catalytic step 2 spliceosome; nucleus; U2 snRNP.
AUAUUCUUGUUGGUAUGGAGGUUAUGUUAUUGUUCAGCGGCAAAACAAGCGUCCGUCGGCUGAAAUUUGACAUUUUAAAAGAUUCAUCGAUAAUUUGCGUUACUGCACGACCGAAUUUGAAAUUAUCAUCAUUCUAGUGAUUUUCUUGUCCCAUUCAAGGUCAAAAUGGAUUUUCAAAAUAGACCAGGUGGAAAAACUGGCGGAGGAGGUCAGGCGUCAUGGUCGGAAACGAAUCGGGAUCGGAGAGAGCGAUUGCGACAGCUGGCUCUCGAAACGAUAGAUCUCAACAAAGAUCCAUAUUUUAUGAAAAAUCAUUUAGGUUCAUAUGAGUGUAAAUUGUGCCUAACUUUGCAUAAUAAUGAAGGAAGCUACUUGGCGCACACACAAGGUAAAAAACAUCAAGCAAAUUUGGCACGGCGAGCUGCCAAAGAUGUCAAAGACACACCUCAGCAGCCCGCUCCAGAGAAACCUAGGAUAGAGCCAAAAAAGUUUGUUAAAAUUGGACGACCUGGUUACAGAGUUACGAAACAAAAGGAUCCUGAAACCGGUCAGCAGAGCUUACUCUUUCAAGUUGAUUAUCCAGAAAUCGCAGAAGGAGUUACACCAAGGCAUCGAUUCAUGUCUGCCUACGAACAGCGAGUGGAGCCUCCUGACAGAAAAUGGCAGUAUUUAUUGUUUGCAGCCGAGCCUUAUGAAACAAUAGCAUUCAAGGUACCCAGUCGAGAAGUGGACAAAUCAGAAGCCAAAUUUUGGACACAUUGGAACUGUGACACUAAACAAUUCUUCCUCCAGUUUGCGUUCAAGCAGGUGGAUCCAAAACAGAGCUCCGGAAAUGUCCACCGAAUGUCAAUGAACCAAUCAAACAACUCCAUGCCCACGAACCUCCUACCCCCUCCCCCGCCUCCCCCCAUGUUCAAUCCGGUACCCCCUCCCCCUCCCAAAAUUGGAGAUGCUCCACCUCCCCCACCCCUAGGAAUUCCACCCCCUCCUCCACCCAAUAUUUCAGCUUAAUUGUCAACCUCAUAAGUCAGUGCUUGUCUCAUAAUCUUUUACUUUUAAACUAAAGAAAAAAGAUGAAUUGUAAAAACAUGUUUGGUAAUAAUAACGGAUUUUUUUUUUUUU